AUGAAAAACCGGGACGAUUUGAUCUCUAUUCUUCCUUAUUUGCCGCUUUCUUUGAGUUCGUCGUCGGGGCUCUUCUGGCCGCCUCAAAUUGUAGAAAUUCUCAAAACUCUAUCGCUAGGCCCCGGUCAAAGUGGAGUAACCUCGGGCUAUAUCCUUUUCCAAGCCAUUUCUUCCCUCAGGCGAUCCAUUUCUCACAUUUUCACUUACGACAAACUUGCUACAUCCUCCUCUGAUGGUUAUGCUCUGUUCUUCGAUAAUUUAAUAUCUCGAGAGGAGUCAAGGAAAUGGUUGGGACAUGUUAUUCCUUCAAUGUCAAAUUUGCUAUUGCGUCUUCCAUCUCUAUUAGAAGCUCACUAUCAUUAUUCAGAUAUCCUUUCAGCAAUUACUAGAGAUCAAGCCAUAACAGGUUUACGUUUGAUAGAAUCACAGAUGUCAGGGAUAGUCUUUCUCGGCCAGGAAUUAAUUGGCGCUUUUCUUGUAUGCUCUUUUUUCUGUCUAUUUCCAAUUGCUGAUAGAGAUGAAAAAAAUCUUCCAACCAUCAACUUUGAUCAAAUGUUUGCGAGUGUUUGUGGUAGUAAUAAAGAGAAUAUGGAGCACAAAGUGAGAUGUAUAAUGAACUAUUUUGAAAGGCUAUACAAUUCUAUGCCGACAGGAACUGUAUCCUUUGAACGUAAAGUUUUAUCUCUAGAAUCAAGUCCUCGUAAUGUUUGUUAUCCCAAAGUUGAUGAUUGGAGCAAUUCAUUGUUACCCCUUUGCCAAUUUGAGGCUUAUAAUUUAGGUUUAAUAGAAGAUCAAGCACGUGGAGCCAUGGAAGUAGAUUUUUCUGGUCAAUACUUUGGAGGUGCAGCUCUACAUACUGGUUCUCUACAGGAAGAGAUUCGUUUCAUGAUCAACCCAGAACUGAUUGUUGGCAUGCUUUUCUUUACUGCCAUGAAUCACAAUGAAGCUAUAGAAGUUGUUGGUGCUGAAAGAUUUUCAGAUUAUACUGGGUUUGGCUUCACUUUCCGCUUUUAUGGUGACUAUAUAGAUAGAAGGGGUAUGGAUUUGAUGGGAAGACGUAAAACAAGAAUAAUUGCAAUAGAUGCUUUGUGUAUGCCAAGAAUGAAACAAUAUUGCCUAGGUUACCUUCUUAGGGAGGUGAAUAAAGCGUUAUGUGGGUUUCAAGAAGGAUUCAAAUUUCAGCAACAACAUCAACAGAACACGGCUGAUAUUCCUAGUACUUCCCGUGUUCAAAGGGAUAAGGGUAAAGCUAAAGCUUCUUGUCUAGAGAAUGUUGAAUCAAUCUCCGAGGGAAUUGCAACUGGAAAUUGGGGAUGUGGUGCAUUUGAAGGAGAUCCUGAACUUAAGGUUGUAAUUCAAUGGCUUGCUGCAUCUCAGGCUAAGAGACCUUUUAUCUUAUAUUACACAUUUGGAUUGGAUAAACUAAAGAAUAUUGAGAAGAUUUGUGAGCGGAUUAUUGCUAAUGGAUGGACAGUUGGGAAGUUGUGGGAAGUAGUAGUAGAGUACUCAUCCAAAAGAUUAGAUGGAAGGAUCUUAGAUGGUUUCUUCACUUGGUUCUUUACGCCUCCUCCCACAUUCUGAGAUUUUGAUUCGUAAUGAAAGCACAACCGAUAAAGAUGUUUGAAGAAGAUAGUGUGAAAGUUGUUGGACUUCUUUCAUACAAGGAAGACAAAAACGGUUAUGCUGCGAGUUAUAAAUUAUUUUUUUUCUCAUUCUCAAUACUCAAAAUGAUACAUUUUUUUCAUAAUCCCUAUAGGGAUUGAGGUA
Messenger RNA from Impatiens glandulifera, 1767 nucleotides. Its product is annotated as poly(ADP-ribose) glycohydrolase 1-like. Gene Ontology annotation, biological process: ATP generation from poly-ADP-D-ribose; regulation of DNA repair; carbohydrate metabolic process. Gene Ontology annotation, cellular component: cytoplasm; nucleus. The record is from RefSeq and is a predicted model, not a curated record. Bases 1 to 1581 code for a protein of 526 amino acids. The transcript is spliced from 11 exons. Gene Ontology annotation, molecular function: poly(ADP-ribose) glycohydrolase activity. Lineage: Eukaryota; Viridiplantae; Streptophyta; Magnoliopsida; Ericales; Balsaminaceae.